UUCGCGCUGCGGCAGUGCGCGCGCUGCGGUGCUGUGUGGUGCCAGGGAAGUCGGCCUCCUUCCCUCCAGGACCAUGGCCACCGACUCGUGGGCCCUGGCAGUAGACGAGCAGGAGGCGGCUGUCAAGUCGAUGAAUAAUUUGCAGAUCAAAGAAGAGAAAAUCAAACCAGAUACCAAUGGAGUUGUCAAAACCAAUACCACCGGGGAGAAAACAGAUGAAGAAGAGAAAGAGGACAGAGCCGCCCAGUCCUUACUCAACAAGCUGAUCAGAAGCAACCUCGUCGAUAACACAAACCAGGUGGAAGUCCUGCAGCGGGACCCAAACUCCCCCCUCUACUCAGUGAAGUCCUUUGAGGAGCUUCGGCUGAAACCACAACUUCUCCAGGGAGUCUACGCCAUGGGCUUCAAUCGACCAUCCAAGAUACAAGAGAACGCCUUGCCCAUGAUGCUUGCUGAGCCCCCACAGAACCUGAUCGCUCAGUCUCAGUCUGGUACUGGUAAAACAGCUGCCUUUGUCCUGGCCAUGCUCAGCCGAGUGGAACCAGCAGAGAGGUACCCCCAGUGUUUGUGCCUCUCCCCAACAUAUGAGCUGUCACUUCAAACAGGAAAAGUGAUUGAACAGAUGGGCAAAUUUCAUCCAGAGCUAAAGCUUGCUUAUGCUGUCCGAGGCAAUAAGUUGGAAAGAGGUCAGAAGAUCAGUGAGCAGAUUGUCAUUGGCACCCCUGGGACCGUCUUGGACUGGUGCUCCAAGCUCAAGUUCAUUGACCCCAAGAAGAUCAAGGUGUUUGUUCUGGAUGAGGCUGACGUGAUGAUUGCUACCCAGGGCCACCAAGACCAGAGCAUCCGCAUCCAGAGGAUGUUGCCCCAGAACUGCCAGAUGCUGCUUUUCUCUGCCACCUUUGAAGACUCUGUGUGGAAAUUUGCCCAGAAAGUAGUCCCAGAACCAAACAUCAUCAAACUGAAGCGCGAGGAAGAGACGUUGGACACCAUCAAGCAGUACUACGUCCUGUGCAAUAACAGAGACGAGAAGUUCCAGGCCCUGUGUAACCUGUACGGGGCCAUCACCAUCGCUCAAGCCAUGAUCUUCUGCCACACCCGCAAAACAGCUAGUUGGCUGGCAGCAGAGCUCUCAAAAGAAGGCCACCAGGUGGCUCUGCUGAGCGGUGAAAUGAUGGUGGAGCAGAGGGCUGCGGUGAUCGAGCGCUUCCGGGAGGGCAAGGAGAAGGUUCUGGUGACCACCAACGUGUGUGCCCGAGGAAUCGACGUGGAGCAGGUGUCUGUCGUCAUCAACUUUGACCUCCCCGUGGACAAGGAUGGCAACCCGGACAACGAGACCUACCUGCACCGGAUCGGGCGCACUGGCCGCUUUGGCAAGAGGGGCCUGGCCGUGAACAUGGUGGACAGCAAGCACAGCAUGAACAUCCUGAACAGAAUCCAGGAGCAUUUCAAUAAGAAAAUAGAAAGAUUGGACACGGAUGACUUGGACGAGAUUGAGAAAAUAGCCAACUGAGACUCCCCACUGAUUGAUUGCUGGUGCCCGCCCGUGAUGCCCCCUGCACGGGACACUCGUGCUUUCAUGGCGCAGGCCUGGACAGUCACCACAAAGAUGAAGGCACGAGUAGAGAGAAACUACCUACCUCACUUAAAUUACGUUUGGACUUGACAUAUACAAAAUGCAUACUUGUAUGUGAUCAGGAAAGUUGAAUGAUAAUUAGGCCUUUUGGAAAAUCGAGUCCUUUUUAAGCCAAGGUUUCCCCCAUCUUUCUAGUCAUCUGGUUGCUGGUUCCCACAUCUCUGCCUGUUAUCUGGCUAGGGAUGUUGGAACCAGACUCCUACCCUGAGGAAGUGAUAGAGGUUGGGAAUUUAUUGUGGUGGGGUCUCGGUACCACAGGCCUAGGAGUCCCCAGUGUAGGGGAGCAUGGGGAGCAGCAGCUGAGGCCUGUGGGCUGCCUACUCUCUGUCUCUCCAUGGAGACCCUUUGUGAAGAUUUCCUGCCCUCAUGAGAUCUUCCUUGUCUUGACUCCAUAAGACCCAUUUCCUGUUCUGUGCCAGAACAUCUCCUUGUUUCUCACUGGUGAGCAUUAGAUGUGGGGAGAAACAUGGAAGUCAGUGAGUCCUGGCCUCUUCAGAGAGACGGGGCUGGCCAGAGAAGAUGAAUUGAGAGGAUUCUGCUCCGUGGUACCAGGAUAUACUAGGCGCAAUUCUGCCACAGCCUGGCGGGGUCAAUGGGUUCUCAUCCACAGUGUCGCUGCCUGGGUGCAAACAGCAGUCUGUGGAAAGGAAGUAAUGACCAAGUGCUAACUGGUCUCGCUGUGUAUCCAUAAUAGAGGAUCUGUUGGCUACCUUCUUCCAUACUUUAUCAGUAUGAACAGGGACAGAUACCUUAGAGCUUUACCUAUCAUUAUGUUACAAAAUUUAAAAGUAAUUAUGAGACAUUUUACUAACGAUUUGUUUUUACUUGUAUUUUUCUGCUUACUAGAUGAAUAUAUGCUCAUUAAACAAGGUGUGUGCAUCUAUAAAGUAUAAGUGCUUUCCCUCCCCUUCUCUUUGCGUGUUUCAGACCAUGCAAAGAUGUACAUCCUGUACAGAUGUCUCUUUAUAUUGUCACUCAACGUGCUUUUUCACUCACCAGCAUUUCCAGGAUCUGUGACGUGUCCAGCACACAUGCAUCGUCCUCCCUCCUGACAGGGUCUGGUGCAGAGCUGCUCGGCACUCACCUGGCAGCUGUGGGAGGAGGUCCUCUGCCCUGUCCAGGCCCCACAGACACCGAGCAACCUACACUCAGCUCUGCUGAGACCUGCUCUGUCCUGUGUUCCCACAGCAGAGCUGUUGGGGCAGAGUGGGGACAUUUAAAUUUCUAGUACAUCACCAAACUAAUCUGCCAAGAAGCUUUACCAGUGGACAUUAACAUUGUAGGUACAGAACAGCUACUGUCCUGCCUGCUUACCAACUCUACCUGUUAGCAGUGGUUAAGCCUCUGUCCCUCUGAGUAACAAAAGGUACUUAUGUUUUGUAUUUAAUGGGGUUUGGCUGACUUUCAGCUUACUAGAUUUUAGUAUUUUCUCUUUUGGGGUCCUGCCCAUUUUACUACUGGAUUGUCAAUUCUUAAUGAUUUUUAGCUAUCUUUCUAUUUUAGGGAAAUUAAACUUUGUCUUUAAUGGU
Messenger RNA from Condylura cristata (star-nosed mole), 3162 nucleotides. RefSeq names its product ATP-dependent RNA helicase DDX19A. Gene Ontology annotation, cellular component: cytoplasmic stress granule; nucleus. Gene Ontology annotation, molecular function: RNA binding; ATP binding; RNA helicase activity. The record is from RefSeq and is a predicted model, not a curated record. NCBI's taxonomy places the organism in Eukaryota, Metazoa, Chordata, Mammalia, Eulipotyphla, Talpidae. The coding region runs from base 74 to 1510 and encodes 478 amino acids. Gene Ontology annotation, biological process: poly(A)+ mRNA export from nucleus. The transcript is spliced from 12 exons.